UUUGACCACAUUCUUUACGCCGAUUCGGAUUCUCGCCCCGACGAGGAGAGUUCUAUUGUUAGUGCAUUUAAUUCCGAGAUUGAUAAGGUUCUCGAUUCUGAUUUGAUCCAACGGUUCAUAAACAAUUCUGGGGUUGCUUCUGAUCGCCUAGAGGCAGUCAACUGGAUGUUAAAGGUGCAUGGUUUCUAUCACUUUAGGCCUGAAACUGCUUAUCUUUCUGUUAACUAUUUGGACCAUUUUCUUCUAUCAAGGACAUUACAGAAAGGGAAAGGAUGGCAUUUUCAGUUGUUAUCAGUUGCUUGCCUUUCUCUAGCUGCAAAAAUGGAGGAAAUAAGUGUCCCACUUCUAUUGGAUUUGCAGAUGAAGGAACCCAAAUUCUUAUUUAAGCCGAAAACUAUUCAGAGAAUGGAGCUAAUGGUUAUGACCAUUCUCAAAUGGAGAUUGCGCAAAACAACACCCUUCGAUUUUCUUCAUUACUUUGUUCACAAGCUUUCAUGUUUUGGGUUGAUCCAUUGCCAACAUUACAAUCAUGUCAUUUCCCAAUCAUCAGAUAUCAUUGUACUAACAUGUCAAGUGAUAGAAUUCCUCGACUACCCGCCUUCUGCAAUAGCGGCGGCAGCUGUGCUGUGCGCGACGGACCAAUAUCCCGGCGAGCGGAUAGUGGUAUGUUUUCAUCAGAGAGUGAGCAGAGAAAAGGUGAGAAAAUGUUACAAGCUUAUGAAGGAGAGUAUUUGCCUAUUGCCACAAAUCAAAAGGCCAAAAUUGAUUCAGUUACUGCCUAGUCCUGUUGGUGUGAUUGGUGAAAGCUGCAAUGUUGCAAAUAUUGGGGUCACAGGAACGUGA
Morus notabilis is the source of this 843-nucleotide messenger RNA. Its product is annotated as cyclin-D1-1. Gene Ontology annotation, biological process: mitotic cell cycle phase transition; regulation of cyclin-dependent protein serine/threonine kinase activity. The record is from RefSeq and is a predicted model, not a curated record. Lineage: Eukaryota; Viridiplantae; Streptophyta; Magnoliopsida; Rosales; Moraceae. The transcript has 5 exons. Gene Ontology annotation, cellular component: nucleus; cyclin-dependent protein kinase holoenzyme complex; cytoplasm. Gene Ontology annotation, molecular function: cyclin-dependent protein serine/threonine kinase regulator activity. The annotation marks the transcript as partial.